CGUCGGGGGAGGGGCGGGGCUUGCCGGCUCCGGCGCCGCGAGUCCUCCUUUUUGCACACACACGAAUACAAAGAGCCAUACGACCUUCGGAUGCUUGUGGGUCCUUUUGAGUCCCCCACCCCUCUGUUCCUCAGGUUGGAGUGGUGGUGGGGUUCCAUGCUUGGGUGCAGGAAGAAUACCUUCUACCCCUUGACACUGUAUUCAUCAGGAAGGCCUGUGUAGGCACCACCCUUUGGGUCAGCAGUGAUUGGGACCCCCACCGCGCUGUGCUGGGAGAGUACAGGAUCUGCAGAUAGAAGAAGGCAUCUCUCUGCAGGCUGAGGACAGGCAGCCAUGGAAGGUGUACUCCUUCCUGGCUUGCCUACUCCUCCUUCACCCAGCCCGACGCCUGGUACCCAGGCUCCUCUGGUCACCUGCCAUGACACAGGAAAGUGAAUCCAAAGAGGCUGGUGCUUCCCGCCUGCCUCGAGUGGGGCCGACUGGGAACACCUUUCUGAGCAACCCAGCAGUGUGAGCAUACUUGUUCCCGCUGCCAUCAGCCAUGUCCUUCAGUGCCACCAUCCUCUUCUCCCCUCCCGGUGGCAGCGAGGCCAGAUGCUGCUGCUGUGCUUGCAAGAGCGAGACCAGCGCGAGCAGCGCAGGGUCCCAAGGCGGGAACCCUCCCGCCAGCACCCCCAUCACGGUGACUGGACACGGCCUGGCCGUUCAGAGUUCCGAGCAGCUCCUGCACAUUAUCUACCAGCGGGUGGAGAAGGCUGUGGGCCUGGCCGAGGCCGCUCUGGGGCUCGCCAGGGCCAACAACGAAUUGCUGAAACGUCUCCAGGAGGAGGUGGGUGAACUGAGGCAAGGGAAAGCCUCUGCCCCCAACGAGGAUGCGGACAGCCGGGCGCACGACUCCCCGCCCGAGGAGCCGGGGCCUCUCAAGGAGAGCCCUGGGGAGACGUGCAAGGCAGCGGCCGCGGCGGAAGAGGAGUGUGACAGCGUGGGCAGCGGCAUGCAGGUGGUGAUCGAGGAGCUGUGGCAGGUGGGAGCCGCCUCGGCCGUGGGGCCCGGGCCCUUGGGCUUCCCGGCCGCGCAGAGAGACGCGCGGCUCCCGGGGUGCCCCCUGGCGGCCGGCGACGCGGCCCCGCUGCUCAAUCCCCUGGUGGAUGAUUAUGUGGCCUCUGAGGGUGCAGUACAGCGGGUGCUGGUUCCUGCUUAUGCCAAGCAGCUCUCACCAGCCACACAACUGGCUAUCCAGCGGGCAACCUCAGAGACAGGGCCAGAAAAUGGAAGCAAGCUGCCAACACCCCGCCCUGAGGACAUGCUCAGUGCUGCUGCUGCGCUGGAAGGUGCCUUGGAAGAGUCAGGCCCUGGGGGAACAGGGGAGCUGAGACACUCUCUAGGGUUUACUGCUUCCCCAUGCAGGACCAGAGGGAGUGGGCAGAAGAACUCCAGGCGCAAGCGGGAUCUGGUACUCUCUAAAUUGGUCCACAAUGUGCAUAACCACAUCACCAAUGACAAGAGAUUCAAUGGGUCUGAAAGCAUCAAGUCCUCUUGGAAUAUUUCAGUAGUGAAGUUCCUUCUGGAAAAGCUCAAGCAGGAGCUGGUGACCAGUCCCCACAAUUACACUGAUAAGGAGCUGAAAGGAGCCUGUGUAGCCUACUUCCUUACUAAGAGGCGUGAGUACCGCAACUCCCUGAACCCCUUUAAAGGCCUGAAGGAAAAAGAGGAGAAGAAGCUUCGAAGUCGCAGAUACCGGCUUUUUGCCAACCGAUCCAGCAUCAUGAGGCAUUUUGGACCUGAGGACCAACGCCUGUGGAAGGAUGUGACAGAGGAGCUGAUGUCAGAUGAAGAGGACAGUCUUAAUGAGCCAGGUGUCUGGGUGGCCCGGCCUCCCCGGUUCCGGGCCCAGCGCCUCACAGAGCUCUGCUACCACCUGGAUGCCAACUCUAAGCAUGGCACUAAAGCCAACCGUGUGUAUGGGCCUCCCUCAGACCGAUUACCUUCUGCUGAGGCCCAGCUCCUUCCACCAGAACUUUAUAAUCCUCAUUUCCAAGAAGAGGAAGACGAGGGAGGUGAUGAGAAUGGACCUGUCUCCCCAUCUUUCGACCAACCCCACAAAACCUGCUGUCCUGACUUGAACUCAUUCAUUGAAAUCAAGGUGGAAAAGGAUGAAUGAAAUCUGUAACCAAGAAUAACUCUGGAUUCUGCCAUUCCCCAUGUCCCAGGAAUGGGGCUUCCCAGAAUAACAAGAUGUCCUCUGCAGUCUCUCUCUUCUCACCACAGUCCCCAAUGGAAGUGAAGCUGGGAGCUGUGGUGGGAUAAAAAAAAAAAAAAAACUUACCUAGAAGAGGGACCUCCCUGCUCCCUGGGAACGGCAAGCCAGAAAAUGCUUAUUUCUAAGCACACACAGUGCCUCGGGGUGCCUGGGCUGAGAAGAGGAGGAGGAUGAGUCUAAGAAACAUGAGGCCUUCUUGACAUAUGCCCCAUCACGGAGUUUUUUUGGUUGUUGUUUUUGUUUUUGUUUUUUUCUGGUUUCACUGAAAUCUCGGGGAAGCUACCGUGGUUGCACAUUCUGCUUCCCCCUGACUGCUUGUCUGGCUCUGCGGUGGCUGCAGCCUGGGACCAGGCCGGGGUCCUACUGCCCCCUGGUGGGCAGUUCUGUCAUGGGCUGGAGUCUUCUGAGCACUGCUCCAUAUUUGGGAACUGGGAGACUAAUAUAAUAGCUGUUGUUUAUUGAAUUAUGUAAGGCAGAUUUUAUUAUUCCCAUCUUCCACAUGAAGAAAUUAAAGCCUAAAGAGUU
Molecule: messenger RNA, 2785 nt
Organism: Mustela lutreola (European mink)
Lineage: Eukaryota; Metazoa; Chordata; Mammalia; Carnivora; Mustelidae
Gene: C7H14orf93
Product: chromosome 7 C14orf93 homolog
Exons: 7
Coding region: 542-2161 (539 amino acids)
Source: RefSeq, a predicted model, not a curated record